UCUCAUAGAAGAGUCGCAUAUUGUUGUUUUCUCUGUUCAUGAAGUUAAACUGUUCUUAAGUCCUUUUCAUUUUUAUUUUUUAUUUUUUCGUUUUGUUUCUUCUGUUAUUGGUUGUUUUUGUUCUUGAUUAUUUUCAUGCCUUCAAGAAUAAGUCUUUGAUGUUGUGGUUGUAGUUCGGAGUAAAAAAUUGAGGGUUGAAUUUCAUUUCUUGCAUGGUGGAUAUGGUAUCAUCAAAAUUGAACCUUUUCUUGUUGCAUGUCACAGUAAACGACUAGUUUGUGGUUUGGUCAAUGGUAGUUUCAAAUUUUGGUUGGUUUUGACUUUGAAGUUUCAAUCUUUCCCCUGUUUCUGGAUUUUGAUUUCUGCCUCCAAAGGAGAAGAAAAGAGAUGCUAUGGUCAUUCUAGACAACUGAUAAUUGUUGAAGAAUUUUAGCAAAAUGGGUCAAGAAUUCUCUUCCUUCUUUCGGUUCGAGUCGAAGAGGUUGCUAUGGUUCAUUGGCAUUACUUUUGCAACAAUUGUAGCUUUCCAGUAUCUUGGGCUUCCAUAUGGUAAUGUUCUGCUCUCUCUAUUCUCUGCCGGUAAUAUACCUACAUCAGGAAGUAAUAAAAUCCAGGGCAAAGAUCCUCCUCCGGUGCCGGAACCUAUUAACAAUGUAACCAUUUUCAAUCAAGGAAAUGUGACUAUUGAAAGUUCCCUUGAGACAGAUAAUAGAACUAGAGUGUCAGGGGCAAAUGAUAGUUCUCCGAUUUUCGACUUGGAACCAAGAAACCAAGCAAACAGUUCUCUAGGACUUGGCGAAUCUAACAAAAGUUCGACGGUAGAGGGUAUUGAGAAAACAGGUAAUGUAUCUGUGGGAUGGAAGGAAGAAAAUCUUAGGCCUAGCAGUUAUAACAAUUCUAUGGGUUUGGAUCUUUUGACAAAUCAUUCUGGAGAAGAAAACGUUUCAAGACCAGAACAUGAGUCUGCUAGCCUUGAUGCUAAUUCUACUCCAUCUAUGACAAAUGUGAGCCCGAGAAUUUCGACUAAGGGGACUUCGAAUGAUUCAAACAUACCUUUAUUUCAGAAAGACAAAAAGUCUAAUUCCAUGAAAGAAGAGAAUGAAGGCAAUACACAAGCUAAGAAUUCUGCUACAGUCAGCAUGCCUAAGGAGAAUCACAAUUCUCAUGCGGCAGUUCCGGAAGUGACAACAGUGUCUGAAAUGAACAAGUUAUUUCUUCAAAGUCACGCUUCAUAUCGUUCUAUGAGGCCAAAGUGGUCUUCAGGAGUUGAUCAGGAGUUACUAUGGGCGAGAUCAGAGAUCGAACAUGCACCAAUUGUAAAGAACGAUCCAGAUUUAUAUGGUCCUAUUUAUCACAAUGUAUCCAUGUUCAAGAGGAGCUAUGAAUUAAUGGAACAUAUGCUGAAAGUGUAUGUAUACCGAGAAGGAGCUAGACCCAUCUUACAUACACCAUUUCUCACGGGAAUUUAUGCUUCCGAGGGAUGGUUCAUGAAGCUCAUGGAAGCAAAUACAAGAUUCAUUACUAAUGACCCGAAGACGGCACACCUGUUUUACUUACCUUUCAGUUCUCGAAAGCUAGAGGAAGCCUUGUAUGUACAAGGUUCACAUAGUCAUAAAAACUUGAUUCAGUAUCUGCAUAACUACGUAGAAUUGAUAGCGGGCAAACAUCCAUUUUGGAACAGAACCAGAGGUGCUGAUCACUUUCUUGUUGGUUGCCACGAUUGGGCCCCUUCCGAAACAAAGGUGGACAUGUCUAACUGCAUAAGAGCCCUUUGCAAUGCUGAUGUAAAAGAAGGAUUUGUCUUUGGGAAGGAUGUUUCACUUCCUGAAACACAUGUCCGCAAUGGCCUAAAUCCCACUAGAGAUCUCGGUGGAAAAUCGCCGUCCAAGAGGAACAUUCUGGCAUUCUUCGCCGGCAAAAUGCAUGGUUAUGUUAGGCCAAUUCUGUUGCAGCACUGGGAAAACAAAGAUCCUGACAUGAAAAUCUUCGGCAAGUUGCCAAAGUCCAAAGGUGACAGGAACUACAUUCAAUACAUGAAGAGUAGUAAGUACUGCAUUUGUGCAAAAGGCUAUGAAGUGAACAGCCCGCGAGUCGUGGAGGCGAUAUUCUACGAGUGCGUUCCGGUGAUCAUAUCGGACAACUUUGUGCCGCCGUUUCUCGAGGCUCUGAAUUGGGAGACCUUUUCUGUCAUUGUUUUGGAGAAGGACAUUCCAAACUUGAAGAGCAUACUUCUUUCUAUCCCACAGAAGAGGUAUCUUAGAUUGCAGAUGAGAGUCAAAAAGGUACAAAAGCAUUUCCUUUGGCACAAGAAUCCUGUUAAGUAUGAUAUAUUUCAUAUGAUACUUCAUUCUGUUUGGUAUAACAGAGUUUUCUCUGCAAUAACUUAGAUUGAUACAAUUUUCUUCAUCUUUGCCUUUGUGGUUGGUAGUAUGGGGAAUAUUUGUAACCAAAUAAAAGGUUGAUAAGGUCAUUUAUUGUGAUUAGCUCUGUAGGUUUGGUCUUUAGUAAAUAAAAUAAAUUUGUUUCCUAUUUUGUACAUCUACAAAUGAGUGUAUGUUAGACCCUCAAGGGGAUAACAAUUUCAUUAUAGUGGUGGUGUGUAUUUAAAUGAACA
Molecule: messenger RNA, 2614 nt
Organism: Arachis duranensis
Lineage: Eukaryota; Viridiplantae; Streptophyta; Magnoliopsida; Fabales; Fabaceae
Product: probable glycosyltransferase At5g03795
Exons: 5
Coding region: 438-2387 (649 amino acids)
Molecular function (GO): glycosyltransferase activity
Source: RefSeq, a predicted model, not a curated record